This is a messenger RNA of Penicillium canariense, 471 nucleotides long. Its product is annotated as GFA family protein. The record is from RefSeq and is a predicted model, not a curated record. Lineage: Eukaryota; Fungi; Ascomycota; Eurotiomycetes; Eurotiales; Aspergillaceae. Gene Ontology annotation, molecular function: carbon-sulfur lyase activity. The coding region runs from base 1 to 471 and encodes 156 amino acids. The transcript has a single exon.
AUGGGGAUGAAAGCACGCUGUCAGUGCUCCAAGAUUCAAUUCACUACCCCGACCGACAAGCCGCUGGCGCUGUACGCCUGCCAUUGCACGGAAUGUCAACACCAGAGUUCCUCAGCACACGGCAUCACCGCCAUCUUUCCCUACUUUGAGCUCCCCGAGUCAGUGUCCGACCUGGUGGGGAUUUAUACACGCCAUACUCUCAAAGGCCGAGUAAUGGAAUGUCUAUUCUGCAAGAACUGCGGUGCCCGCCUCUUGCACCGGUUCCAGGAUUCCAUGGCGGCACCGGGUGAGAAACCUGGCCCGACGGCGACUACGAAUGUGAAGGGUGGCUGUCUCGUGGAUCUGGAUAAGGAGAUGAUGAAGACGGCUGUCCAUGUGUGGACUCAACAUGCAAUCGUGGAGAUUCCGGAGGGAGUGGAGAGGUGGGAGACGGAGCCGCCACAGGCGAAUCCGCUUCAGUCGAAGCGUUAA